Caenorhabditis elegans is the source of this 1097-nucleotide messenger RNA. It is a transcript of the gene F37A4.5, whose product is annotated as Mov34/MPN/PAD-1 family protein. The record is from RefSeq and is marked reviewed. Gene Ontology annotation, molecular function: peptidase activity. Lineage: Eukaryota; Metazoa; Nematoda; Chromadorea; Rhabditida; Rhabditidae.
UGUUGCUUUCGAUUUUUUUGUUCGUGCUCAAUAGAAUAGAAAUUUCUGAAAAAAAUGGAUCGUCUUAUCCGUUCGUUGUUGAUGAAUCAGAACAAGCAGGCAACUGAUAAACUUGAUCAUCCGGACACUUCUGAAACAGUGAACAUUUCCUCGUUGGCUUUGCUGAAAAUGCUGCGCCAUGCUCGUUCUGGAAUCCCGUUGGAGGUGAUGGGUCUGAUGCUCGGAGACUUUGUGGACGACUACACUAUCAAUGUUACGGACGUUUUUGCAAUGCCGCAGAGUGGAACCAGUGUGACCGUGGAAUCGGUGGAUCCUGUGUAUCAGACAAAGCAUAUGGACUUGCUGAAAUUGGUUGGAAGAACUGAAAAUGUUGUUGGAUGGUACCAUUCGCAUCCAGGAUUCGGAUGCUGGCUAUCUUCUGUGGACGUAAACACUCAACAGUCUUUCGAAGCUCUCCAUCCCCGUGCUGUUGCAGUUGUCGUUGAUCCGAUUCAGAGUGUGAAGGGGAAAGUUAUGCUGGACGCAUUCCGAUCUGUAAACCCACUCAACUUGCAAAUUCGUCCUCUCGCUCCAACUGCUGAACCACGACAGACUACUUCCAAUCUUGGACAUCUCACUAAGCCAUCGCUAAUCUCUGUUGUUCAUGGUCUUGGCACCAAGUACUAUUCGUUGAAUGUCGCCUAUCGCAUGGGGUCGAAUGAGCAGAAGAUGUUGAUGUGUUUGAAUAAGAAGAGUUGGUAUGAUCAAUUGAAUAUGUCAACUUACUCGGAGCUUGAGAAGAAGCAGGAGGAGAAGUUCAAGAGCAUCAACAAACUGAUUGCAGUCUUCAAUAAGGAUAUUGACGAAGUUAAGGAGAAACCAAUUGCAGAUAAGAAAGGAAAGACUCAAGAAGAAGUCAAAAAGUUUGGAAAAAUCAAUGCAAAACAGCAAUUGCAAAUGAUCACUUCUAGCCUUCUCAACGAUUCCCUCUGCCAUCAGCUUACUGCAAUGAUCAACGCAAAAUCAAUGACAUGAACUAGCAACAAUUUAAAUUGUGUUUCUGAAUGACGUUCUUCCCAUUUCCAUAUCACAUUCAAAUCAAUAAAUAGAAUCAUUGU